Molecule: messenger RNA, 2993 nt
Organism: Austrofundulus limnaeus
Lineage: Eukaryota; Metazoa; Chordata; Actinopteri; Cyprinodontiformes; Rivulidae
Product: zinc finger protein 36, C3H1 type-like 1
Exons: 2
Coding region: 173-1474 (433 amino acids)
Molecular function (GO): mRNA binding; metal ion binding
Source: RefSeq, a predicted model, not a curated record
AGGUUUUAAAAUCCACACGUGGUCUCCGUCUUGGGCUUGUUUAGCAACGCGGUUCGGAGAACCAGAAACUUCUUACUAACCCAUGCCAGCGUAUCGCUGCAGGGGUGGACGGGAUCGGACAGAGAUUCUGGAUAAAUCAGCGAAGAAGAAAGAAGACUAAUAAUAAAAAAAGAUGCCAUCUCAUCCCUUCAACCAGUGUUCCGACUUAGAAGAGAUGAUGUGCAAGCAUUUACUGAGUCUUGACAUCAGAGAGCAGAACAGAGCGGCUUCAUCUCUCGGCCUGGCCAUGAGGAGCCCAGGUUUUGUGGGCGAGCCGUGCAGAAGCGCCUCGUUCUCUCUGUCCUGCCUUCCAGCCGAUUCUCCCGACGGGCUGUUUCUGACCUCCAGCCAGUGGGGCCUGCAGUCGGAGAGCCUCCUACCCCCCCAGCUCGGUAAUUCCCCUCAGUGGGGGAAGACGUGCUUUCUGUCCCAGCGCUCUGUCAGCAUGGUGGAGACGAGCAGCGCGCCAGGAGCAAGUCUAGGCUGGUCCGGGACUGAAAAGACUUCCCUAAGUGAGCUGGGCCCCUYGGUUUUCAACACCUCCUCUUCCUCCUCGUCGGUUUCCAGCUCCUCUUCCUCGUCACGCUACAAAACCGAACUGUGUCGGUCUUACACCGAGAACGGCCUGUGCAAGUACGGCGGCAAGUGCCAGUUCGCCCACGGGCCCGAGGAGCUGCGUGACCUGAACCGACACCCCAAGUAUAAAACGGAGCCGUGUCGUACGUUCCAUACCAUCGGCUUCUGCCCGUAUGGGAUCCGCUGUCACUUUAUCCACAACAACGAGGAAGAAAAGAAGCACUCCUUCGCUCGCUCCGCCUCCUCCUCCUCCUCCUCGUUUUCCUCUUCCUUCAACAUUCCUCGGCAGCUGCCAGCCUCUACCCGCCCUCAUAGACCCCCCCUGGUCAGACAGAGUUUCAGUUUUGCCGGGUUCCCCUCUGUCCCUCAGCACCCGCUCAAGGCUGUGCCAGCUGGUCAAGCUCCUCCCUCCUCCUUCGGACGUGGCCCGCCGGAUUCUCCGUCGUCCUGCGCCGACAUCACCGACUUCCUCUCCUUCUUGGAGGUGGAUUCUGCCUUCGAGGCCUCCCCCGCCCAACACUGCCAGCCCCCCGCGAGCCAGGUCGCUCAGGCCGAUCCGCAGUCUCCAUUCCUGCCUUCUCCAGACUCCGGAUACUCCCCCUGCGGGCUGUCCCCCACCGACUCGCCUCCCCUGCGACAGAGUCCCAACACGGCCGAGGUCCUCUCGGAGCCACUGGGUACCCGCUCGCUGUCCUACACCUCUCUGUCAGACCAGGAUCAGGACCAGGACGGAGGCAGCUCUGUCAGCUCACUCAGCGGCUCCGAGUCUUGCGGGGCUAACAGCGAAGCCAGCGCCAAACGUCUGGCAGUGUUCAGCCAGCUAUCCGUUCCCGAAGACGGUGCCAGCUGCUCUCUUUAAGCUGCUUUUAAACAAUUUCACAUGUUUCCAUACAGCUAAGCUCGACUAAAUGCAGUGCUUACACACCAAACACACACAUCCCACCCAGCCCGACUGACCCAAAAGACAUUUUUUGCACCCGUGUGGCAUUCAAAAGCGAACUUCCCGACAGACUCCAAAACACUUAAGAGAUUCCCCCCCUUCAUUCGAUUGUCGUGGUGAAAUUUUAGAUUCCACACGCCGCAGUGGUGCUAAAGCUAGAGGACAUAUCAAGGUAUGUUUUACACUGACAAAAUAAAAGCAUUUUAUUCCUUUUCAAUCUUCUGAUGCGACUAAAAUAAGCAAAAAAAAAUUGUAAAUCACAGCACGACUGGUUGUUGAACGCAACCACGCCGUAGGUUUGUCUUAGGAAUAGUUUAACGUUUGUGAUGAAGCCAAAGAGGACUUUUUUGUAGCUCAAACUUCUCGAUUAUGGUGGAAUGAUCACAACACACAGUGGCCUUAUGUGUUCAGGAGUUCCCCCAUUAUGUGUAUCCAGUAUUGUUAAUAAGCUUGUGAAAGUUUUUUUUUUCUUUCCAUCAUCAUCGUGCAGUCUGAGGUUGUGUUUUGAUCACUGGCCUUAAAGCUGAAUGUUUUUUUUUUCUUUUCUAAGUAUUGUGCCUGUACCGUUAUUAUUUUUACCAGAUCCUGUUACAUUGUUGAACUACGAUUCUGACACGUUUGAAGAGAUGUGAAAAGGGGUGAGAGUCUUUGUUUUGUUGGUGUGGUUUUUUUUUUUUUUCCUCUUGGUGGUGGUGUUUUUAGAAUACUAUUGAGUCCGCGUGCGUCAUCGACGAGCUGUACAGGUAAUGUUACAAAUUUAAAUAUUUAAAACACUUUAAAGUUAAAAAAGCGAUACAGACGGUGAGCUGUGAGAGUCCUAAAUAAGCUCAAAAGAUUAAACGAGUUUGAGUCCAAGUUUAAAAGUGCCUCCCAUCUUUAACAGUUUUCUUUUUUGGUUAUUUUAAUAUAAAUGUUUCUUUCCUCCAUCAUCCACAAAUGCAUUAUUACAUCAUCGUUACGUGUUUCGGUUGUGAUUCUCACCCCCUUCGCAUCUCUCUGUCAUUCAGUAUUAUUCCUCGCUGUUAACGGCUUCGAAUUGUUCCAACUGCGUUUCAUCCUGAAAACAUCCACUCAGGCCAUGAUGCCGUCUCUGUUGCCUUAUGGAAAAACUAGAUCCAGCAUACUGUAGAGUUAGACUAUGUGUGCUUUAGUGUUUUAGGAAUGUUUUUUUGGCUGUUUAUUUUUUUGUGUGUGUGUGUUUACGGUGUAGUUUCUUAGGAGCGGAUGUCAAGAUGUUCCUGAUCUAUUUAAAUCAGCCUUUUCAUCGACACGUUUGAGGCCUGUUUAGUGAUAAAGGUGAUAAUCUUUAGUAAAUUAAUUUCUUUAAUUUAUUUUAACGUAUUUAUAGAGGACUUCUCAGUUAAUGCUUGUAUCGAGUUUAAUAUAUUUGGGUUUCUUUCGCUUUUUUGUACUUGAAAUAAAGUUUUCAUUUUUUUAA